Messenger RNA from Prunus armeniaca (apricot), 2415 nucleotides. Lineage: Eukaryota; Viridiplantae; Streptophyta; Magnoliopsida; Rosales; Rosaceae. The record is from the annotation of a GenBank genome assembly.
AUGACGACGACGAUGAUUAUGCGGACAUCUAGGAUUUUUUUCUCGAAAAAUCACUUGGGUUUAUUUCAUGGUUCUUCUCAGUCCUCAAACCAAAACCCAAGCAAAUCUAAAUCUAGAGACCCCCAACACCCAUUUGAUGUCACUAAUCUCGGGGAUGCAUCGAAUAUGUUCGAUAAAAUGCUUAAACAGGGUCGUCGACCUUCUGUUGUCCGCUUCACUCAACUAUUGGGUCAAGUUGCGAAAUUAAAGCAUUACUCGGUGGUCAUAUCUUGGUAUAAGCAAAUUACUCUGUUGGGAGUUGUUCCUGAUGCCUUUAUUUUAAACAUUAUCGUGAAUUGUUUUGGUCGUUUGAACCAAAUGGACGCUAGUUUUUCAGUCUUGGCACUAUUCUUUAAAUUGGGGCUUCAACCAGAUGUCACUACCUUCAACACUCUAAUAAGGGGCUUGGGCCUUGAUAAUAGAGUUCAUGAGGCUGCUUCACUUGUCCGCAAAAUGGCCUUUUUUGGAGAAGGAUGUAAGCCCAAUGUUAUUACUUUUGGUACGUUAAUAGAUGCUUCAUGCAAACUAGGGCAAAAUGGCAGGGCUAUUCAACUGCUUAGGUUGAUGGAAAAAUAUGACUGCCAACCUAAUGUAGUUGUCUACAGCACAAUAAUCGACAGCCUUUGUAAGGACCAACUUGUUGCUGAGGCCUUCAAGCUCUUCUCAGAAAUGGAAAGUAAAUGUAUUCCCCCAAACAUCGUCACCUAUACGUCUUUGUUUCUGGGUUUAUGCAAAUCAUGUCCGUUGACGGAAGCAACACAAUUCUUCACAGAGAUGAGCAGUAAAGGUAUCUCUCCAAACGUUCAAACCUUCAGUAUCCUAGUUGACUCUUUGUGUAAGAACGGAAAGUUGAAGGAAGCUAAUCAAGCAAUUGACUUAAUGACUGCUAGAGGUAUGGAACCUAAUACUUUUACUUACAAUUGCCUCAUGAAGGGUUAUUGCUUGCAAAGAGAUAUGAACAAAGCAAAAGGCAUUUUUGAUCUAAUGCUUAAGAAGGGCUCUAUUGUUGAUGUUUUUAGUUAUACUAUAUUGAUAAAUGGAUAUUGCAAUAAAAGAAGAAUGAAGGAGGCAAUGCAUUUGUUUGAGGAAAUGACUCGUAAGGGAAUGAUUCCAGAUACGGUUACUUAUACGACACUUAUUGGCGGCUUUUGCAAAGACAGAAGAAUAGAUGAUGCACAAAACAUAUUCUCAAAGAUGAAAGUUGGUGGUCCACUUCCAAAUAUUUCUACUUAUAGUGUUUUACUGGAUGGACUGUGUAGAAACGGCCAUAUUGAUAUGGCUUUGAAAUUCUUUGGAGAGUUGGAAUGCAGUAACGUGGAUUUUGGUAUCAGUCCCUACAAUAUUCUGAUUGAUGGUUUGUGCAUGGCAGGAAGACUUGAAUCUGCACGAGAUCUCUUUCGCAGUUUACCUUCGAAAGGACUAAAACCAGAUGUCAAGACUUAUACAAUACUGAUAAUUACUCUUUCUACUAAGGGCCUAUUUACUGAAGCAGAAGCAUUGCUUAGAGGAAUGGAAGAGAAAGGCUGUUCCCCAGAUUCUGUCACCUACAACACAAUCAUCCAGAGAUUUCUCCUUAAUGAUGAGCUAUCAAGGGCACAAAAACUUAUUCAAGAAAUGGUGGCCAAGGGUUUCUAUGCAGAUGAUUUAACAACGACAAUGAUAGUUGACUUAAUUGAUGAGGGCAAACUAGAUACUGAUUUGCAUCCAGUGGAAAAAAAAAAUCUGAGUGAAUUUCAUUUCCAUCUUCAAAUGAACAAGAACUUUCUGAUCCAAAAAAGAAAAAAGAAAAAAGAAAGAGGAAAUGAACAAAAACUUUGUAGCGAGGUCCAGGCUGUUCCUCUAUUGGUGGAGGUGCCUUUAAAGAGCUGGGUUCAUUUUAUCCUACAGGUGAUGGUAGAAGCCUCCAAAGAAAUUCAAUGUCAUGGAAUUGAGCAUCAAAUCUCCUCUUUGUUGAGUCUCCUGCUGGAGAAGGAUGGUUAUACUCGAAUACAAGUUCGGAUUAUAAAUCUGGCGAUGCAUCCACUGUUUGAUUUGAUCCAAUCUCGUUCUCUCUAUUUUGCAGCAAGGGAUAUGCACACAUUCCUGUUGAAAUGGUAUGAGAAGUUUACUUUUGCACGCUUACUGUCUCCAAGACCUGUCAUUUGGAAUCGUGGCCUUACUAUCAUGAAUGAAUGCGAUUUUGAUAAUUAUGUCUUUCCAGAACCUCAAAAUGUAACGGUUCAAUGCAAUCCUGCAAUAUCUCAAGCAAAUAAAAUAGUUGGCGAGUACGUGAUCGUUGAUGUUUGUUGUCCGUCUAUAGUGCAGCAAGAGUUGAGACUGCAGAAAAUGGCAGGGAGUAAGUCUCCUCCGAAUGCUGGUGAAAUCAUCGCAACUUAA